This is a messenger RNA of Benincasa hispida (wax gourd), 2290 nucleotides long. Lineage: Eukaryota; Viridiplantae; Streptophyta; Magnoliopsida; Cucurbitales; Cucurbitaceae. The record is from RefSeq and is a predicted model, not a curated record.
AAUCAAAUCCUUUUUAUUCUCUCUCUCCCUCUCUGUUGCAAAGACGUCGAAACACACGUCCGACCCACGCCACUGCCGACUUUGUACAGACCGCCGCCGGUUGCUCAGUGCCAUCCGUCGUCGCCGGUAGUCGACCGCCCGCCGUCCGUCGCAGCCAGUCGCCUGUGAGACCCCUGCCGAAUCCUUUUCUCCCUCUCGUUUUCUCUUUCUCAUCGUUCUCUCUCUUUUCGAUCAGUCUCCCCCAGCAUAGUUCAUCUUGCCGAUUGUUCUCUGUCGUCCGCGCCGCUAUCCAACGCUGCCCCUGCUCGUCGCCGGUCGCAGAUUCCGUGGGUUACGUUUUGGAUUUUAGAGGUGAUUUUGGCUGCUGAAUACGUUUGGGUGACGUUUGGUAAGGGCAAGGGCAUCUGAGGUGGCUAACGGGAGGUUGCAACGCUGGCAUGAGAAUGGAUUAGUUGAAAGUCGGGUUGUUACAAGAGUCAUGGAGGCGAGAGACGGGGCUAGAGCUUCAGAGGAGAUGGCCCUUAAUGGAGAUGGCCUUUCAAUUCCUUUGGGUGGGCCUAUAUAUGCACCCAACUUGGUUGGUCCUCUUACCAGGGUCUCUCACUUUGAGUCUUCUCUUAUUCAAGAACUUCAGAGUCUGGAGGCAGCGUUGCACUUGGAUUCAUCUCAACUAUGUGAUGAUGAUAUAUCGAUUGAUGGGCUUAAGGUGUUUACUGAAGAACAGUUAUUGAAUAUGGCUUUGGAGGAAUCAUUGCAGAGUGAUGAGAAUGCUAAUAACCAGCUGGAGCUUCCAGAAGAAAACUUGAAUGCUGGGGUGAUCAGAGAAAAUGAAGAGGAAGUUAACGGGCACAAUUUGGAGGCUGCUCCUGCAUCAAAUGCAAGUAGAAGCAUGAAUAAAAUGACAAGAAGGAAGCGAAAACAGGAGGAACAUUCUAAUAUUGAGGAAAAAUCUAUGGCAAAGGUGGCUGAAAUUGCAAAACUUAAACAAAAGCAAGAUGCAGACAGAGCUGUAGUCAAAUUACAUGCUUUCAAGUGGAAGAAGGAAAUUGCCAGUUCAUCGUCAGAGAGCAAAGAGAGGUUGAAGUCCUUGAGGUCUACGAAUUUUUCUACAAAGGUUCCCCAUGUGAAAUCACUGAGCAGUGGAGAACACGGAACUCUGCGGCAUCCAACGACUGUACUUUUUGUAGAGGUUUACCAUAAAUCUCGCAAGAUGGUGAAGACUCAAGAGCUUUUGGUCCUUGGACAACAAAAGUUAGCAGAACUGAAGGACAAGAUUUAUUGCUCAACGGACACAUUAAUGGAAAAGGCUGGGCAGCAGGAUUCAUCUGGAUAUUUCCUCAUAGAAUUUGUUUAUAUCCAGGAUGUAUUCUGCAAUGAUUUGAGGAAUCCUUCCGCAAUAGAUUAUAGCAAACCUAUAUUUGAUUGGCUUAAAAAUUCAGAGGAUGAAGCUCGUAAGAAAUGGGGAUGCAUCAUAACUGGUGAAUCGCAACAGAAAAGUUCAGUUGUUGACGAAGUAUCGGUUUCACAUGUACCUCAUUUCAGAUCAGUCAACAUGAACAAGGUUCGAUUUUGUGACCUGAAAUUUAGGCUUGGGGCUGGGUAUCUGUACUGUCAUCAGGGAGAUUGCAAGCAUACCAUAGUGAUUAGAGAUAUGAGGUUGAUCCAUCCUGAGGACGUACAUGAUCGUGUUGCUUAUCCAAUCGUUACAUUUCAGCUUAGGACCCGAGCUCGGAAAUGCGAUGUCUGUAACAUUUACAGGGCUAAAAAGGUUACUCUUGACGACAAGUGGGCACAGGAAAACCCUUGCUACUUUUGUGAAGACUGCUAUUUUCUUCUUCACUACUCGAAAGAAGGGAACCUCCUUUACAACGAUUUCGUUGUGCACGAUUACUUGCAAGAUUAGGUGGCUAGCUAUAGCUAGGUUAUUUAAGAAUGCUUCUCACUGAUGCUCAAUUCACAGAUGAAAUGCCUUCGGUCAUUGAGAUUCAUUCAGCAGUUUUGAUGAUGUUGAGUUGGUCCUGUAAGUAGCCACAGUCCAAUCAUCUUGGCUGGUGCCACGGCUUCAGAAUUAGAGGCCAAAGGUAAAUAAUGGUUACAAUUUUAUUUUAUUUAUUAUUAUUUUUUUGGGUUGGUUGUCUUGGGGAACUGUUAUAUUGUGUUUUUAUGAAAGGAAAGGUAAAUUAUUUUCCUAGGGUAGAAUACAAAAUUGUUGUUGCUUACCUUUUCCAGUUUGGAUGUAAAUAUGACUUUAUUAUUCUUAGAAAAUCAUAAAUAUUUGGAGUUUAGAUAA